This is a messenger RNA of Naegleria gruberi, 876 nucleotides long. RefSeq lists its product as uncharacterized. Gene Ontology annotation, cellular component: mitochondrial membrane. The transcript has 4 exons. Gene Ontology annotation, molecular function: succinate transmembrane transporter activity; oxaloacetate transmembrane transporter activity; sulfate transmembrane transporter activity. Bases 1 to 876 code for a protein of 291 amino acids. Lineage: Eukaryota; Heterolobosea; Eutetramitea; Acrasida; Naegleriidae. Gene Ontology annotation, biological process: mitochondrial transport; malate transmembrane transport; phosphate ion transmembrane transport. The record is from RefSeq and is a predicted model, not a curated record.
AUGCCUCAAGAAAAACAAUUAACAACAGGACAAAACUUUUUAUUUGGUGGAUUAUCAGGAUGUUUAGCAACUGUUAUUAUUCAACCAACAGAUUUCUUAAAAACACGUAUGCAAUUAUUAGGAGAAGGUCAAGGUAAAGGAUCUUCUAAUUUUGUUCAAGUUGCAACUAGUAUUGCAAAGAAUGAAGGAAUUUCUACUUUUUAUAAAGGUUUAUCUGCUGCUUUAUUUAGACAAGUUACUUAUACUACUACUAGAUUAGGUGUUUUUAAUACUUUAAUGGAUUUUUUAUCAAAUAAAAAUAAUAAAUCACAACCUAAUUUUGCAACUAAAUUAGGAUGUGGUAUGAUAGCAGGUGGUAUAGGAGCUAUAGUAGGUACACCAGCAGAUUUAUCAUUAAUUAGAAUGACAAGUGGUAGAUAUAAUUAUUCAAAUAUAUUUGAUGCAUUAUAUAAAAUUAGUAAAAAUGAAGGAAUAUUAAAUUUAUGGAGAGGAUGUAGUCCAACUGUCAUUAGAGCAAUUGUAUUAAAUGCAGCACAAUUAGGUGUUUAUGCACAAGCUAAACAAUCAUUAUUAUCAAGUCAAUUAAUUGCUAAUGAUGGUUUAUUAUUACAUAUAAGUGCUUCUUUAAUUGCUGGUUAUGUUUGUACUGUUGUUUCUAUUCCUGUUGAUUUGGCUAAAACUAGAUUACAAUCAAUGCAAAAAUCAUCAAAUUCAAUACAAUAUACUGGUAGUAUUGAUGUUAUUACAAAAACUAUUAAACAUGAAGGUUUAUUUAGUUUAUGGAAGGGUUUUUGGCCUUACUUUUUCAGAUUAGGUCCACAAACUAUUUUCACUUUCUUAUUUUUAGAACAAUUUAAAAAUCAUUUUGGUCAUUAA